AUGCUAUCAAAAACAAACUAUGAAUUCUAUUCAUGGGAUGAAGGCGAGGCAUAUGGAAUCAUCCAUAAAAUGCCUUGGACGCUUAACGAUUAUGUAAAACAACAACAACAUGACUUGUAUUUACUUGGUGAUGGUCGUAGUAAUGUGUCUACUAUUGUUGAUGAUCGAUGCUUUUCAGAUUUUUCUUUUUUUGAAGGUUUGGCUAGAAUUAAUGAAGCAAGUUUUAAAAGAUUGAUAGCUAUGGCACCCAUUAGCUUCAGAAAAGAUGAAAGAGUUAUUCCAUUUCUAUCAAGCAACGCAUCUGCAUUCAAAUAUUUGCAUGAAUCUCUAAGGCAUGACAAAAAGUUGCUAAUGCAAAUGUUAGCUGUGAAUGGAAAUAUUUUGAAUAUUUAUCAUCUGAAGAGUAUCAAAAGAAGCUGCUUUGCAAUUGGUGAAAUGUUCCCCAAGGCAUUUCGAUGGAUUUCUGGUUCCGUAAAAAAGGACCACAGAGAAGUAACUAGAGCAGCAAUUGAGACAUUUUUUGACGCUCUUAGAUUUGCUCUCGAUGAAACAGAUGAAGAGUUUAUGGAACUGGCAAGACAAUCACUGAGCCAAACUAUUAGAAAAGGAAAAGAAGCUUUGUGUGAAAUUCACCAAUUCAUACCAAACAAUAUUGGAAGUUAA
Molecule: messenger RNA, 663 nt
Organism: Naegleria lovaniensis
Lineage: Eukaryota; Heterolobosea; Eutetramitea; Acrasida; Naegleriidae
Exons: 2
Coding region: 1-663 (220 amino acids)
Source: RefSeq, a predicted model, not a curated record